UUCCCCCCACCCCCUUCCUCCAUUACCUCAACAUUGCGUCGUGAAGUGGAUGUUUUGGUUAAAUAAAAUCGCGUCUAGGAGGGACGUUUAAAACAUGGCUUUCCGAACAAAUGGGACUUAUGGCGAAGGAGCGGAGGACAGAGGGACGCGUUAAGCGAAGGAUUUGACUCGUCUUCAUGUAUUCCUCCACAUGUCCUAUUUCUUCGUAGAUGGUCUCCGGCGAGCGUUGUUUGUUGGCGGCCGACGAGUUGUCGACGAGUAACAUGAAGGAGAUGAUUGGAGGCUGUUGUGUUUGCUCAGACGAGAGAGGCUGGGCAGAGAACCCGCUGGUUUACUGCGAUGGACACGGCUGUAACGUCGCGGUUCACCAAGCAUGCUAUGGCAUUGUGCAGGUGCCCACUGGUCCAUGGUUCUGCAGAAAGUGUGAAUCUCAGGAGCGGGCGGCCCGUGUGAGAUGUGAGCUGUGUCCCCACAAAGACGGCGCCCUGAAGAGGACGGACAAUGGAGGCUGGGCUCAUGUGGUGUGUGCCCUUUACAUACCCGAGGUGGAGUUUGCAAAUGUCUCAACCAUGGAGCCCAUUGUGCUGCAGUCUGUACCCCAUGAUCGCUAUAACAAGACAUGCUACAUCUGUGAGGAUCAAGGCAGAGAGAGUAAAGCGGCCACUGGAGCAUGCAUGACCUGUAACAAACACGGCUGCAGGCAGGCCUUCCAUGUCACAUGUGCCCAGUUUGCAGGGUUGCUGUGCGAGGAGCAAGGGUCGGAUGCAGACAACGUCAAGUACUGUGGUUACUGCAAAUACCACCACAGCAAAUUGAAACACAAAGAGCGGGACAGACACAAACCCAAACACAAGAAGACCUCCAUGGACAUGUCCCCCUCCCUUGUUCUUCCAAACAUCAUGGUCCCAGAGAAGCCCUACAACAGCAGCAGUUCAGUGGGAGGGGGCACCCCUCUACCACCACCCUCGCAGAAGCGACUGGACGAUGGCAGCGCCCGUUUCACCAACGCCAACUUCCAGGAAGUGUCGUCCACUCACUCGGUCGGAAGUUCCAAGGAUUGCCUGGCGGCGGACCCUGGGAAGGUGCCGUCUGACUUGAAGAGCAAGAAGAACGCCGGCGGAAGUCACGCGGUAGGACAGAGGGGCGGGCGGAAGUCGCUCACCUCCUCAGGGAAAGCCCUCCCCUCUGCCGUAGUCACCAUGGCAACCUCCUCCACAUCUGCCUCUUCCUCCACCGGGCCUUUCCACCAAGGGCUGCUGUUGACGAGUGCCAGCAAGGCACCCUCUGCCCCCUCGUCUUCCGAUUUCCUGAGCUUCUCAGACUCCUCCUUGCGUCCAGGAGGUGGUACUACCUUUUCCUCGCCGCCAUCUUUCAGCAGCUGCCUCGUAAAGCCCAGCUCGGAAGGCGGUGCUUCGGAGGGAACGACAAACCUUUUUGGUUCUCUCGCGACUACCGCCGUCGCAGUGGGCGGGAAGCUGUAUGAGAAUUCCCACAGUCUGUCAGCCAGUGAGACGACAAGCCUCAGUGGGUCCGCUGCCUACAAACGGCCCCAGCCCUCCAGCACCGGCUCGGGGAUCGCCGGAGCAGCCGCGGGAGGGGGAGGAGGGGAGGAUGGCGUGAAGAAGAAAAAGAAAGGCAACUGGCGCAACAGAUUUGGUCCUUGCUUCACCACAGACGUCAAGCCGGCAGAGUCGGCGCCCUCAAUGACUCUCCCCACCUCCUCCACGGGCAUCACCUCCUCCUCUGCUGCCUCCCCGUCCUCCUCGUCCUCGGCGCUCUCUGGUCGGCCAGGCUUAGUUUCCAGUGGUGGCUUAGGAGUAGGAGGAGGAGCAGAGAGGGGCCUCGGGGUCAUAGGUGUCGGCGGCGGGAUUCAGAAGUCCCCCUCACUCCUCAGGAAUGGGAGUCUGCAAAGCAACAGCGGUCCAGGUGUUUUCUCUGGUGUUGAUGGGUUGUCGUCGUCAGGGCCGGGAGCUAUCUCCAUGGGCGGAGUUACCUCGGAGCAGCCGCAACCCACGCCGUCUUUGGCCCCUCCCUCUCCCUUCACGGCCACCGCACCGCUGACCAGCACGGCCGCCACACACGUAAGCGGCCUUCCAGGGUCCAUCUUCAACCUGGCCCAGUCCCACAUGUUCGGUAACCGGCUGAAUCCCAACUCGGCCAUGGCGGCGCUCAUUGCCCAGUCGGAGGCCUCACCCGCAGAUCAGGAGGCUGGAGACUGCAGCGUCGGUGUGCAGGGCUUUUCCAUAAGGGCUUCUCCCAAGACCACCCCGCGCUCGCCAAUUGGUGGUCUGCAGAUCCGCUACGACCCGUCAGGGUCGUUGCCGGGGCCAGGGCUUGGGUUGCUAGGGGCGGGAGGAGGCGGAGGAGGAGGCGUCAGUGGUGGCGGUGAGGCGCUGCCCCCGGUGGCCACAACCAUAGAGCAGCUCCUGGAGAGGCAGUGGAAUGAGGGGCAGAGCUUUCUCCUGCAGCAGGGCGCGCAGGGAGAUGUGGUGGCCAUGUUGAAAUCUCUGCAUCAGCUGCAGGAGGAGAACAGGAGGCUGGAAGAGCAGAUUAAAACACUUACCAUGAAGAAGGAGAGACUGCAACUCCUCAGUGCUCAGCUAUCAGUGCCUUUCACACCCACCUCAGCAUCCUCUGAUGUAAAGGGAGGAGCCCCUGACUCAUCUUUACCUGUGGCUGCUCAGGACAGCGCGUCAUGUGGCGGCCACAGCAGUAGUGGCUCCACCUCCUCCCUGUCCACCCCCCCUUCACUUUCCCAGAGCCCGCCACAGCCGCAGCUAAAUGGCAUCGUGGCCGCGGGGACGACCCCUGUGUCUGGCCUGAUGGGCACUUUCGGGGCUGGAAGCACGCUCGGCAUGGGGGGCAUCACGCUGAACGGAGUGAUCCAGACUUCGGUAGGGACCGGCAGCCCACAUGCGAGUGCGGCCGUCACGCUGGCCGUCAAUAACAGCUCUGCAACUAGUAAGAACAGUGCUGCACGGCUCGCCCUGUCUGACCAGCAGAGGCUCCUCAUCCAGCAGCAUCAACUCCAGCAGCUGCUCGCAUCCCAGCCGUCAGCGGAGCACUUCCAUUGACUACCCCUGUGUCCCUUCCCCGUUUCCCCAUUUCUUGUCUGAAACAUCACCCCCCCCCACAUUUCCCUGCUCCACCCCAGCAGCUCUAGCAGCAUCAGGAUCAGCCACAUUUGCGCCGCAUCUACCACUCAGCUGCCCGUCAACCGCCAUGGCAGCCCAAGCCCCUCCUGGCGCUCCAGUGCACUUACACGUUACCCCUCAGGGCUAACUGAGGAGGAUUGCUUUGCAGAAGACAUGACGUUCCAUUUAUACAAAAAAAAAUAGUAGCAAAACUUAAUUUCAUUCUUUACACAGCCUCCUGUGUACCUGUUUUUACUAUUUAUUUUCAUUUUGUGCUGCUUUAAAAUCUCUGCUGUGAUGCCACUUUUUUUUUUUUCAUGCUGAGUUCUUGUGGGAUGUUUUUUUUUUCCGACUCCAACCCCGGUCUGGUCUUUCUGCUGUGUCACUCUCUCAGGGGGCCUCUGUGCACAUGUUAGCACAUGCGCUAGCACACAAGACUGCAAACAAAGAUGUCAUUUAAAAAAAAAAAAAAACAGUUUCCCUACCAUAAUAGCAGAUGCAUGUUUAUUAGCAUCUGUCUGUCUUAGUGUCAAGCCUUGCUUAUGACUCUCUAGGCCACACAGAUGAAGGGGGGCUCAAGACGCAAGAGAGCCCCCUUGCUGUACCUACCUCUCGCCAACACACCGGACCUAAAUGGUUGACAGCAGCAGCCAAUUUAAAAACAAACGAACAAAAAAAAAACGGCCAAUCAGGGUCCACGCCCAAGUGCCUGAGGCCAAACUUUUUUAUUUUAAUUUUUUGUUAUUAUAAUUUUUUUUUUUUUUUUUUUUUUACUUUUGUCCCAUUUUCUCAUAUCUGGGGUUGGGCAUCGUUUGAAUUUGAGCGAUUCCGGUUCCGAUUCAGAUCCCUCUUUUGUUCCCGGUUCGUAACGAUUCUCGAUUCCGAUUCUUUACAAAGGUAGGUUCAUAAAGGUUUGCAUGGUUUAAAUGAGGCCACUAACCAAAGUGUUUGGAUGAAAUGUCUCCAUGAUUUUUUUUUUUAAUUAUAUGAAAUUUUCACGUUUACAAUUCAUUUUUAUUUUUGAAAACUUUAUGAAAAAGCAAUGACACAUAUCCUGUUAUUUGCGUUGGAGAGUGUCUUAUGAUGCAGAAUAGACAAAGUGUAACUUAACCAGGUUACUGAGUUCCUACUAACCUGCGUGCAGUAUAUCAAACAAGUAAGGUGAAUAGAGUAACACUUAACACAGGGUCUGGUUACUGGCUAAAGCUAGCGCUAACGUCGGGUAAAGUACACAGCAUUACGGAUAUUUUAGUUGGCCACUGUAUUCGCAGUAUAAUUUGUUGCUGCUUCAAUGUUGGCACAAGAUCGACGUAAUUUAUUGUUUUACUUACCUGACUUGUUGGAAGAAGUCCGGCGUAGCGCGUCAAAAAACGGGGCACUGUGUACACUGCGAAUCUGGAGGUGUUUCAUCCUGUGAGCAGUGCACCCUUCUUUGCAUGAAAUGAUGGCUUUGUAAAUGUUUCACGGUGUCGAUCGUUGACUUUUUAGCAGAUUUGCAGCCAAACUUUCCAGCGCCGUCGCACACUGUCCAUGUCUGAAAUGGAUGCACACAAAUGCUUCCUGACGCUUCUCCUUUGUGGGUGUUCGCCGGCUUUUUCCUGGUUUGUGUAAUGCGGCCAUUUUUGCCGCUCGGCAGGCUGGGUCACUGAACGUAAGGAUAAAAAAAAAUAAUAAUAAAUUAACGAUUCCGGCAGAAUCGGAACGUAAGUUUUCCGGUUUCCAUCGAUGGUCGAUGCCCAACCCUACUCAUAUUUCUGUGCUGCUUGUUGCUAAGGCAACAGAUAACAAAACAUUCAAUGAAAACCAGGAAAUGAUGUAUCCUCAAAAAGCCAACUUUUCUAUGGCGCUUUUUAUUUAUUUGUUUAUGUCACGGCUAUAAGAUGAUACGAUGUUGCUAUUUAACAUCCCCUUGUACUACUGUGUAUAGUUUUGUCCCCCCCCCCUCCCUAUAAGCUCUUGACUUCUAGUCUGUGUUUAAAAAGUUGAUCAUUGAUAACAGGAGGGGUGAGACUGCAGCUGUUUAGAAUGGGUGGCAUGGUUUUUACCUCGUUAAAUGUAAAUAGAUCUUUCUCAUUGGCCGUCGGUGUACAUAAGUGAUCGUGUUUGUGCAAAGGAAAGCCAAUGACGCCUCCGUUGAUAUGUGUGAAUUUUUCUUAGGACCAGACAAUAAGGUUAAAGGUGACUGGACACACAAAGUAUUAAUUUAUUUUUAUAUGUGCAGGGACAUUUUUGUUUUUUCUUGACAUUUUAUACUCCUGGGCACCGUGUUUUCAUCUGUGCACGUUUUUUUGGGGGUUUUUUGCUUUGUAUCAGUUUUGUACAAGUGAAAAAAUAAGCGGUGGGUGGGAACAUUGUAUUGUAUUUCAGAUCACAAAUUAAAGAAACACUCUGGAUUAAUUAA
Molecule: messenger RNA, 5535 nt
Organism: Dunckerocampus dactyliophorus (ringed pipefish)
Lineage: Eukaryota; Metazoa; Chordata; Actinopteri; Syngnathiformes; Syngnathidae
Gene: mllt10
Product: MLLT10 histone lysine methyltransferase DOT1L cofactor
Exons: 20
Coding region: 210-3074 (954 amino acids)
Biological process (GO): regulation of transcription by RNA polymerase II
Cellular component (GO): nucleus
Molecular function (GO): histone binding; nucleosome binding
Source: RefSeq, a predicted model, not a curated record